Spodoptera exigua (beet armyworm) is the source of this 5352-nucleotide messenger RNA. The record is from the annotation of a GenBank genome assembly. Lineage: Eukaryota; Metazoa; Arthropoda; Insecta; Lepidoptera; Noctuidae.
GAGGGCACUCGCGUUUGGGCGGCAAAUCCGCCCACGGAAAAUUCGUAACGCCGGUAAAAUUUCUCUCGUGUGUUGUGCAGUGAUCUAAAGACUUUGUGAUUGAACUUUUUGUGCUAUUCAUGGAUCUUUUGGAUUGAUAUAAACCGGAGAUAUCUUCUGACCUUAGUGUAUCUUUAGAUGUAUGAGGAGGACAAAAAUGAAGGUCGUCUUCAUUCAACAUCACUUGUCAAGCUGAAGAUGUGGUAGGGACUCCAUGAUGGAUAUCCUGACCUUGGUGACGUCUUUACUUGGACUGAUAUGCUUCUUCUCAGGUCCAGUAAAUGGUGGCAUGAAUGAUGACUACGUCAGUACUGGUGAAGCGCCGUACAUCAUUGAGCAACCGAUUGACGUCACAGUUGCGCGGCAUCAGCCCGCAACCCUCAACUGUCGAGCUGGAGGGUCACCAUCUCCCACCAUACGAUGGUACAAAGGAGGGGUUCUUGUAGUAUCAGACACUCACAGAAGCUUGCUCCCAGCUGGAGGGCUGUUCUUCCUAAGAACCACUCAUGGCAGGGCACAUUCAGAUGCAGGCGUUUACUGGUGUGAAGCCACCAAUCCUUAUGGCACAGCUAGAAGCAGAAACGCUACAUUGCAUGUUGCCGUUCUUCGUGAAGAGUUCAGACUGGAACCGGUGUCGACUCAGUCGGCGCAGGGAGAGACUGUGAUACUAGAAUGUUCUCCACCACGAGGCUCACCAGAACCAACUGUUUACUGGAAGAAGAAUGGACAAAUGCUGCAUUUUGAUGGUGACUCCAGGAUGCAUUUAGUCGACGGUGGCAAUCUCGUAAUACAAGACGCCAGGCAAACCGACGCUGGAAGAUAUCAAUGUAUCGCCAGGAAUGCGGCGGGAACGAGGGAAUCAGCUGUAGCAACGCUCAGAAUACACAUUAAGCCGUACUUAAUCACGGGCCCGGAGGAAGUUGUGGCGCAGACUGGAGGUAGCGUCACAUUCCAAUGCCGAGUGGGAGGGGAUCCCCUUCCGGACGUGCUGUGGCGAAGGACCGCUGGAGGUGGAAAUAUGCCACUCGGCCGCGUCAAAGUUCUUGACGACAGGAGCUUGAGACUCGACAACGUUAUUCUAGGGGACGAGGGAGAGUACGCUUGUGAAGCAGAAAAUUCUGUUGGUGCUGUGAGCGCUAGUGGAUACUUGACUGUAUACGAUCCUCCUUCAAUCAUAUUGAAACCUAAUUCGGUGAAUGUUGAAACUGGGACAAUGGCAACGUUUACUUGUUCGGCCACCGGUAGACCUGAGCCGACUAUGUUCUGGAGUAUAGAAGGAAAUAGAACUAUUAUCUUCCCUGGUACAUCAAGAGGGAAAUAUCAUGCUACGACAGUACUAGACGGGGUGACUGUACUAACAAUCAACGACACAAAUAAAAAUGAUAGUGGAAACACGAUAGUUUGUUCGGCGGUAAACUUCGCUGGCAGUUCGUUUGUCAGAGGGAAACUAACCGUGACGUCAGACGAUGACCGCCCACCGCCAAUCAUAACAAACGGGCCCUCUAACCAAACGUUACCUAUAAAAUCGAUGGCAGUUUUCCCCUGUACGGCCGUGGGCACACCUGAACCAAUCAUUGCAUGGUAUUUUGAAGGGGAAGCAUUAAUACAAAAUCAUAGAAGGAAUGUUACUAAUGAUGGUACUCUCAUAUUGAAGGAUUUGGACAAAAUAGACAGCGGUACUUAUACGUGCGUGGCUUCCUCCCAUCACGGGAAAUAUGUGUGGAGUGGGGUGCUGCUCGUCGAUAGCCCGAUAAAUCCUAACAUUCAUUUUUUUCGAGCAGCCGAUGUUUCCUCUCUGCCGGGGCCGCCUACAAAGCCGCUUAUACACAAUGUGACAGAAACAAGUGUUACUAUAACUUGGAACCAGAAUAACAAAAUAGGUUCCUCGUCUAUACUUGGCUAUCAAGUUGAAGUAUUUUCUAGAGAAACACUAUCAGGAAGUAGUACACCAAGGAACUCUAGAGGUUGGGUAGUACUGGCGAGGCGAGUGUAUCAUACGCAAUUUGUUGCAAAGUCCUUAGUACCUGGAGUUACUUACAUGUUCAUUGUCCGAACGGAAAAUUCCCAUGGGCUGUCUGGCCCUAGUCCAGUGUCCGAUGCGGUCACUGUCGGCGAUGAUGCAAGCUCUUUGUGGGAAUCUGGAGUUUUUUCGAAUAAUACUGAAUUCCGCAACAAUAUUCUCACUGACAAUAUAGUGGAAUUAAUUGAAGCCACACCAAUUGACUCAAAAACUAUAAAACUCAUGUGGGAAAUACUAAACUUUUACUACUUGGAGGGCUUAUUCAUAUAUUUCAGACCCCUAGACAAUAUAACGACCGAGUAUGAGAUGAAAACUAUUUUGCAUUCCAACGAUGUCUCCGGAUAUGAAAUAACGUCUUUGCAAAAAUACACAAAAUACGAGUUUUUCCUCAUACCGUUCUAUAAGAAAUUCGAGGGGAAGCCGUCGAAUUCAAAAGUGGCUCAAACUUUGGAUGAUGUACCUGACGGUCCUCCAAUUAACAUUGAAAUGUUCAUUUUGAAUACUACGACGGUUCAUUUGAAAUGGUCUCCUCCAGAAGCCCAUUUACAAAAUGGAAUCAUAACUGGUUAUAAUGUAUUGGUUAAUUGGCUGGACAUACCUGCGAACAAAUCCAUGGUUGCCAUCAACACAACUGUACAUCAAGCUACCAGCUUAAUUAUGACUAAUUUGACGUCUGGUGUCAGCUACUCGGUUCAAAUUGCGGCAGAAACUAUCGUGGGGCUUGGACCAUUUAGUCAAAAAGUAUAUUUAAAUAUCGAUUCCCGCUCUGUUGGACUCGAUCCUUUAUCCAGAUAUCCAAUAAACGGGGAGGUGUCUAUAGUAGCGGGGGAUUUUGUUAUGGAAACAUGGUUUUACUUUUUGAUUGGAGCGAUUGUUCUGUUCAAAAUAAUUGUGAUUGGCGGCAUUAUUUACGUUCGGAAGCACAACAUUUUCGCCAAAAAGUCGGCUCUCCCUAAUAUUUACGAUUCCAACGGCACGAGCUUGGUGACUCAAAUGAACAUAAAAGCCGCAGUGUCUUUGUCACAUCCACUCACUAGUUGUUACAAUAAGAACACUGUGACGAAGACUGAGUCAUUGUUGUGGAUGGAGAAUCAGCCAGGAUUGUGCAUGUCCGGCACUCAAACCAGUCAAAGCAAAGAGAAAACUAACUCGGAAUACGACAAAGUUACUCACCAAUUACCUGAAUAUGCGGAAGUGACGUCUUCACGAGCAAAUGCAAAUGAAUGGAACACAAGUAAAACUGCCACUUCACCGGCGGCGUAUGCCUCGGUUACUUUGGUUGCCAAUACCAGGCAAUGUGUGAGUUCAUUGGGCUGGUUUCCUCCUACCGGAAAAAAUGUCGAUUCUUUUGAUAAUCGAUAUGCGCCUGAAGAGGAAAUGUAUCCAGCUAGCAACGGAGGGUACUACAAUAGAAACGUGUACAGCGAAAAAUAUUUCCAAGGUCAUCCCAAUGUUUUGAAAUUUUACGACUUACCUUCUUUAGAGAAAACGCAGAAAGCUCAGAUACGAUACAAUCAGAGUUUGGACGACCGGAAGGGGGAUAAAAAUUCUAAGACUGAUGCAACCCAAUCGCUUAUAGGUCGUACCUAUGGGAUUAGCUCUAGGAAGAAUUCUGAAACCGAGUCAACGUACAGAGCUUUUGGUGAAGAUGAGACAGAUGAGGAAAAUUAUCCGGAAGAUGGUGGUUAUGAUGAGUUGCAAGCGAUGCAGCCUCAGAGGCAGAGACCACAGCAUCAGUACGAGAGGCCUAACUUUGACAACGAUGCAACGCGGACGCUGGCCCGGCUGACGUCAUUCAGGCAAGGACAGGGGCUGCCUGGCAGUGCCAAGACAACCCUUGCUCCAACGCAUCCCCCACCCGCGCCUCAUCCCCGGGUAGACUCUGUAACCCGGUAGUAUCACGCCUUGCCGGUUUUCGGCGACCUGUGCCAAACGGACGUAUAGACCGAUACUUUCCUAGUAGUGUAGUGACGUCACCGAGAUCGCAGUUCUUCCUCGUGUUGUGCACUUACUGAAAAUUUUUGUGAAAAGAAUCGUGAUUAAUUUGUUUUGGAAAUGAUUAUUGACAGUGAAUGAUUUUUGUUUCAACUUUCUGUGCAUUGUAAUGGCCUAAAAUUGUGAUUUAAAAAGUGACUGGCCUAGUGACGACAUUAUCUGAUAUUUAUCCGAAAAGUGAUUAAUUUAAAUAAAAUUUCUAAUAAUAUAUUUUGAAGUAUACCUAGUCCUUGUAACUAUAGAUUUAUUAUUUGUAAAUAAUGUAAAUAAUUAUUAAUAGUUUGUCGAAUAAUGUUCUUGGAAUAACCUAAACUUUGUGAAGUUUAAUAUCAAUUCUGAUAAAUGUUUACAAUGUUAUUAUUGGAAUUGGAAAUUCAAUUGAUAUGUCCGUCUGAAUAUCAAUAAACGAAUUUGUAAUCCUAUAUCAUUAGUGUAAGUGUAAUAAGAUAUAAAUAGAAACAACAAAAUUAACGCUUGGCAAUAAUUUGAAAUAACAUAACCUUAUUAAAUCAUUCAUAGCAUUGUAAAUAAUACUAAUAAUAAUGAAAAAAUAGUUUCGGAUUGUUUUAAUAGUAUUUUGAUUUGAUAUUGCAUUUAAAAAAUAAUUUAUUAAUUCAUAAAUCUUAUUAUUAGUUCUAUUAACUGUAUUAAAAUUAGUAUUAUUAUUUAGUUUAUUUCACGUGCCAUAUGUAGAGGUCAUAGCUAAAUAAAUAAAAUAAUAAAGUAACAUUGGAGUUGUGAGAUAAAAUUCAAAAUAAAAUGAAGCUUUUACAAAACUAAAAAUUAUAAUCUACGUAAGAUCAUGUGAUAUGAGUUUAUAUAGCCACUUGUUAUAAUAUUAAAUAGCACGACUUGUAUUGCAUAUCAAAUGUAUUAGUCAUUUAAUAGUUAAAAAUGUUAUUAAUUAGGACGCUUCCAUAUCUGAAAUAAAAAAUUAAUAAAAAUAAAAUGUGUAUUCGUCCUUCAUUUGUAAAUAAAUGUAAAAUGGAGCUCGCCUUUUGUAUAAUUACUUCAAAAUAAUUUUGUUAUUUUUUCUCUUUGGACUGUUAAACAGAGUAUUUUGGGCGGAGAUCACAAAGAUCGCGAGUUGUGGUGACAAGCUCGACCGAUGAGAGCAUUAAUCUAAAUGAAGAACGAUCACAGGAUUCUUUGAAGCUCGCUCAUCAAGCUAUACAUGUUGUCGUUUAUACUCAUGUUAUUAGUGACAGAAUUGGCAAAGUAUUAUUAGAGUUUCGGAAAGUUAAUGAAGUAGAGCAAGAUGGGCUUCUUAUUACGUUUCUAGUAAAAGCUGAAAUUGC